AUGUCGCCUACCGACAAGACCUGCGUGGCCUGCAAGGCCGUUGAGGGCAGGUACAAGUGCCCUACUUGCUCACAGUACACUUGUUCGGUACCAUGCAACAAGGCCCACCGCGAGGGACACGCCGAUGACCCGCAGCCCCAGCUUAUCCCCAGCGACACCGUCCCUGAUGAAGGUGGCGAAGUAUCUGACGAGGACAAGUGGUUCCACAAUAACAUUAACAAGCUCUUCGCGAAAUUCCCGACCUUGCAGUACCAGUUAGCCAGCAUCCACGAGGCUACGGAGCCUCCCAGCGCUGAUCACUCGAGACCUCAUGGAAUGAACUACUCGUCAAAGCCCAAUCAAAAAAAGCAGCAGCCUUGGACCGCCGACAUUGGCUUGGAGAACGGAAUUAAGGCCCUGCGACACGCUCGCGACUCGGCCGAGGACGACGGCCUGGACGAGUACUGCGACCUUGUCAAGAUCCAUAAUACUCGCAAGGCGGAUGCUGCCGAGCGCCUGAGACGUAAGAUGGGAGAGACCGACGCCGAGAUCAUUGCUCGACUUAUCCGAGAAGAGGAGGAGCAUGACCAGGUCCGAUCCUAG
Messenger RNA from Pseudomassariella vexata, 582 nucleotides. RefSeq lists its product as uncharacterized. The transcript has 2 exons. Lineage: Eukaryota; Fungi; Ascomycota; Sordariomycetes; Amphisphaeriales; Pseudomassariaceae. The coding region runs from base 1 to 582 and encodes 193 amino acids. The record is from RefSeq and is a predicted model, not a curated record.